AUGCAAAAUCCAAGUGAUAUCUAUUCGUAUUAUCCUCCAAGUCUCUAUCAACCAUUUGGUACAUUUGAUGAACAUAAUCAAUGGACAUCAACUGAUACAUCUACUGGUAUUCCACCACCACCACCUGGUCCAUUAUCAUAUCAUCCUUCAAUGUAUACCCCAUCUGGACUUGAUAUUCCACGUAGUCCAUUUGAUUAUUCAGCACCUCAUGCAUAUCCUCAUUAUCAUCCUGCUUUUACACCGUCAACAUUUCCAGGUGCACCAUCGACAGGUACAUCUGCUUUUGACAUGUCAUGGAAUUCUCAUAAUUUACCAAUGCAAGUUGGAGUUCAACAACAAAUGCCACCUAUUGGUGGUGGUGGUCCUAUAUCAAAUAAAAAACCAUCAGUUUACGAUGAGUAUCCAUCAACUAGUGGUGGUGUUGGUGAUAUGCUUGCUCAACAUAUGAAUUCAAUUGAUCUUAGUAAUAAUAAUAAUAAUCUACAAAAUUAUGACAAUGGUAAAAAUGAUCAUACACAGAAUAAUGUUAGUGUAUUAUCAUUGAAAGAACAGCAAAAUUAUCAAUCAAAUAGUAGUAAUCAUUCAUUCGCACGUCCAUCUCAAACAUCAUCAUCUGGUCCAAAAUCUUAUGCGUCCGUUGUUUCAUCUGAUACAAUAAAUUCAACUAGUAAUAAACCAACUUCAUCUAUUUCGGAUUUAGCUAUUUAUUCAACAAAUGAACGUACAUCAAAUAUUUCUAAUGACACUUUAAAUACACGUUCGAAUACUCAACAAUUACGUAAUAAUACAGCAGGAUAUAAUCCUCGUAAUCAACAACAACAGCAACAAUCAUCUGGUAGUGGAGAUUUUCUUAAUUGGACAAAUAAUAAUUCUGAUCGCUCAUCUCAUAAUAAUAAUACUAAAAGACAAAAUUAUCCAUCAUCUCGUACAAAAAAUGGCAAUCAAGAAAGUCUUGAAACAAAUAAACAUAAUCAUCAAUACAAUCCAAAAGAUUUUAAUUUAAAUCCAAAAGGCGCUCGAUUUUUUGUUAUUAAAUCUUAUUCUGAAGAUGAUGUACAUCGUUCAAUAAAAUAUAAUAUUUGGUGUUCAACUGAACAUGGAAAUAAACGUUUAGAUAAUGCAUUUCGUGAACGUGAAGGCAAAGGUCCAGUUUAUUUAUUUUUUUCUGUUAAUGCAUCUGGACAUUUUUGUGGUAUGGCUGAAAUGAUGUCACCUGUCGAUUAUGAACAUCAAACAGAUGUUUGGCAUAUGUCAAAUAAAUGGCAAGGUAAAUUUGAAGUUAAAUGGAUUUAUGUUAAAGAUGUACCAAAUCAACAAUUUCGUAAUAUACGUUUGGAAAAUAAUGAAAAUAAACCGGUGACUAAUUCUCGAGAUACACAAGAAAUACCAUAUGAAAAAGGCAAAUUGAUGUUAAAAACAUUACAUAUGUAUCGUCAUAAAACAUCAAUAUUCGAUGACUUUCAAUAUUAUGAAUCAAAACAAGCUGAAGAAACAACACAACAAUUUUCAAAUAAUGAUUUUAAUCAUAAUAAACGACAAUUAUCAUCUAAUAGAACAUCAACAACAGUUCAAUUUGAACAGCAACAAAAUGAACAUGAUCAUGAAAACUAA
Rotaria sp. Silwood2 is the source of this 1611-nucleotide messenger RNA. The record is from the annotation of a GenBank genome assembly. Lineage: Eukaryota; Metazoa; Rotifera; Eurotatoria; Philodinida; Philodinidae.